This is a messenger RNA of Pichia kudriavzevii, 909 nucleotides long. RefSeq lists its product as uncharacterized. The transcript has a single exon. The coding region runs from base 1 to 909 and encodes 302 amino acids. The record is from RefSeq and is a predicted model, not a curated record. Gene Ontology annotation, molecular function: ATP:ADP antiporter activity. Gene Ontology annotation, biological process: mitochondrial ADP transmembrane transport; mitochondrial ATP transmembrane transport. NCBI's taxonomy places the organism in Eukaryota, Fungi, Ascomycota, Pichiomycetes, Pichiales, Pichiaceae. Gene Ontology annotation, cellular component: mitochondrial inner membrane.
AUGUCCAUUGACGAGCGUCCAAUUCCUUUCCAAUAUCAAUUCUAUGCCGGUGCCAUUGCCGGCAUCUCUGAAAUCCUGACAAUGUAUCCAUUGGACGUUGUGAAAACGAGGAUCCAGCUCCAGGUGGGGUCUGGGUCAAGUGGCGAAUAUAAGGGGGUUGUGGAUUGUUUCACAAAGAUUGUCAAAAAUGAGGGUCCAGCCACUCUAUACAGGGGAAUUUCAGCUCCAAUUCUAAUGGAAGCACCUAAACGUGCCAUUAAAUUUGCAGCUAAUGAUGAAUGGGGGAAAUUUUGGAAAAAUGUCUUUGGAGUUGAAAAAUUAAAUCAAAGUUUGGCAAUUUUGAAUGGUGCUUGUGCAGGUGCAACCGAGUCGUUUGUUGUUGUCCCCUUUGAGUUGGUGAAGAUCCGGUUACAGGAUAAGUCCAAGGCGUCCAUGUAUAGCGGUCCCAUUGAUGUUCUAAUGAAGACAGUCAAAAAUGAAGGUAUCUUGGCCUUGUAUAACGGAUUAGAGGCAACACUGUGGAGACAUAUUGUAUGGAAUGCCGGCUAUUUUGGUGUGAUUUUCCAAGUUCGUGACAUGUUACCCAAGGCAAAGGACAAGACCCAGAAAACCAUCAACGAUUUGGUGGGUGGUAUGAUUGGUGGUAUCGUUGGUACUGCCUUGAACAUUCCAUUCGAUGUUGUCAAAUCCAGAAUCCAAAGUGCAACCAUUGUGGAAGGUCAGGUCCGUAAAUACAAUUGGACUUGGCCCUCUCUUGGCAUUGUCUUGAGGGAAGAAGGUGUCUCUGCAUUGUAUAAAGGAUUCCUUCCAAAAGUCCUGAGAUUGGGUCCAGGUGGUGGUAUUCUACUUGUUGUCUUCACAAACUGUAUGGACUUCUUUAGAGGCCAAUACUAUGGAGACAAGAAAUAG